CCAAACUCUCAUUCAUUCAUACUCUCUUUUAGCAAGUGUAAUUAUAUUCCUUUCUAACUAUUUUAUACUACUACAUUGUUGUUAUUUUGUUAAAAAAUAGCUCCCUCACACAAUAUUCAAAAAUGACAUCAACUUCAACUUCUUUUAGUAGCAUUUGGGCUAGUCCAAAAUCUACAUUACCAUCCUCAUCUCAUAAAUUCUCACCAUCUUUCACAAAUUUCCCUAGUAAAAAAGUUGCAAAAAUCAAUAGUGCACUUGUUACUUUACCAAAAAAAUCAAAAUCUCAAUCUCAUUUCGAGUUACCAUUGUCAAAAACACCAGACUCAUGGAACUUGUUACAAAAACUAUCCGCUAUGGCUCUAGACGCCGUCGAAAACGGGCUAAUUCAACACGAAAAAAAACACCCAUUACCCAAAACAGCUGAUCCGAAUAUCCAAAUAUCCGGGAACUUUUCUCCUGUACCGGAACAACCGGUUCAAAGUAACUUACCGGUUAUAGGCAAAAUCCCGGAUUAUAUAAACGGAGUCUACUUACGAAAUGGGGCUAACCCGUUAUUCGAACCAACUUCGGGCCAUCAUUUAUUUGAUGGUGAUGGUAUGGUUUACUCUGUAAAAUUCGAUAACGGGUCAGCGAGUUACGCUUGCCGGUUUACCGAAACACAAAGACUUGUUCAAGAACGUGCACUUGGUAAACCGGUUUUCCCGAAAGCAAUCGGGGAGCUCCAUGGGCAUUCGGGUAUAGCGAAAUUGUUAUUGUUUUAUGCACGUGGGUUAUGUGGGCUUGUUGACCAUAGUCAAGGCAUUGGGGUGGCGAAUGCGGGUUUGGUUUAUUUUAAUAACCGGCUUUUGGCUAUGUCGGAAGACGAUUUGCCGUACCAGGUUAAGGUUAUGUCUAAUGGGGAUUUGAAAACGGUCGGAAGGUAUAAUUUUGAUGACCAGUUGAAGUCAACUAUGAUUGCACACCCGAAACUUGACCCGGUUUCAGGGGAGUUGUUUGCACUUAGUUAUGAUGUCAUUAAAAAGCCGUACUUGAAGUAUUUUCGGUUUUCGGCUGAUGGGAAGAAGUCGAAAGAUGUUUCAAUUGAUUUGGGGAAACCUACAAUGGUACAUGAUUUCGCAAUCACCGAGAAUUUCGUGGUGGUCCCGGAUCACCAGGUGGUUUUUAAGAUGUCGGAGAUGAUCACCGGUGGGUCUCCGGUCGUUUAUGAUAAAAAAAAGGUGUCAAGGUUUGGUGUACUUGAUAAGUAUGCCGAAAAUGAUUCGGGGAUUAAAUGGGUUGAAGUGCCGGAUUGUUUUUGUUUCCAUCUUUGGAAUGCAUGGGAAGAACCCGAACACGACGAGGUUGUCGUGAUCGGGUCCUGUAUGACUCCUGCUGACUCGAUAUUUAAUGAGAGUCACGAGGAGUUAAAAAGUGUUUUGUCUGAAAUUAGAUUAAAUUUAAAAACCGGAAAAUCGACUCGUCGAGCGAUAAUUUCGCCCGAAAGCGACGUUAACCUCGAAGCCGGGAUGGUAAAUAAACACCUUCUAGGGCGAAAAUCGCAAUAUGCUUACUUGGCAAUAGCCGAGCCAUGGCCUAAGGUUUCGGGUUUUGCUAAAGUGGACCUCUCGACGGGCGAAACAAAGAAAUUCAUCUAUGGGGACCAAAAAUACGGGGGUGAACCUUUGUUUCUCUCCCGAGGCCCAAACUCUGAAAGAGAAGACGACGGACACAUCUUGACAUUUGUACACGACGAAAAGACAUGGAAAUCGGAACUCCAAAUCGUUAACGCCAUCACAUUAGAAUUAGAGGCAACAGUGAAGCUACCCUCAAGAGUUCCAUAUGGUUUCCAUGGGACAUUUGUAAGUGCCAAAGAUUUGGCUACACAAGCUUGAAGAAAGUUGAAAGAGUGUCAAAAUGUGUCAUUUUUGGUUCAAGUUCGUGUUCAGUACAGGUUCAAGAAGCGGUGAUCCGUACAUAUAUAGCUACACUACUCCGGUUAUAGCAGAGAUUUUGCCAGAGGGAUGGUUGCAUAUACGUCCCCGGGAAAUCUAGUCCGGAAAGUUAAAAUGUUAAAUAGUAUUUGAGUACAUACUUUUUUUAGCACAGUCUGUUUGUAUUAAAGAUUAUAUUAUCAUUGGUCAUAGAAGCAAAUAUAUUUUGUCAUAGUUACAAAUACAAA
Erigeron canadensis is the source of this 2158-nucleotide messenger RNA. Its product is annotated as 9-cis-epoxycarotenoid dioxygenase NCED1, chloroplastic-like. The transcript has a single exon. NCBI's taxonomy places the organism in Eukaryota, Viridiplantae, Streptophyta, Magnoliopsida, Asterales, Asteraceae. Gene Ontology annotation, molecular function: carotenoid dioxygenase activity. The record is from RefSeq and is a predicted model, not a curated record. Gene Ontology annotation, biological process: carotene catabolic process. Bases 123 to 1871 code for a protein of 582 amino acids. Gene Ontology annotation, cellular component: chloroplast stroma.